AUGUCCGCGGCCAAGUCUUUCCGCCAACUCGUCGGCGCCCCGCCCUCCACUGCGUCGACCAAGGACUCGGUUCUCGUCAUCAUUGACGCCCAGAACGAGUACGCCAAGGGACACCUUGCCGUCACCAACACUGAGACGUCACGCCCAGCCAUUGCGGCCCUGCUGGACAAGUACCGCGCCGGCGGGGGCCACAUCGUCCACGUCGUGCACCAGGUUCCCGAAGGGGCCCCCGUCUUCACACCUGGCACUGAGCUCGCCGAGGAAUUCGCCGAGCUCAAGCCUGCCGACGGCCCCAACGAGACAAUUGUGGUCAAACAGUUCCCUGGCUCAUUUGCCGCUACCAAUCUCGAAGACAUUAUCAAGAAGACGGGCUUGAACAAGCUCGUGCUCGUCGGGUACAUGGCCCAUGUGUGCGUCAGCACCACGGCGCGCCAGGCUGCUCAGCGAGGCUAUGAUGUGCUCAUUGCUGGCGACGCUGUCGGUGACAGGGACAUUCCCGGCGCCACUGGUGCCGAGGUGACCAAGACUGUCCUGCUCGAGCUCGGUGAUGCGUUCGGAACUGUCAUUAACAGCGCCGACGUGCAGCUUGUCAAGUAG
Messenger RNA from Apiotrichum porosum, 597 nucleotides. RefSeq lists its product as uncharacterized. Lineage: Eukaryota; Fungi; Basidiomycota; Tremellomycetes; Trichosporonales; Trichosporonaceae. The record is from RefSeq and is a predicted model, not a curated record. The transcript has 3 exons. Bases 1 to 597 code for a protein of 198 amino acids.